AUGUCCAGUUCUAAGGGAGAGAAGACAAUGUCUUCGCGGCUUCUGACCAUGAAGUUCAUGCAACGAGCUGCUGCGACAGCUGCCGCCAAAGAAUCCCCGCAGACUCCGACCGAAUCGAGCACGCCCACCCCCAAGCGCCAGAGGCUCACGCCGACCCAGAGCCCCGCCGGUCCAUCGUCAGAUCUGGAGGCCAUCUCCGCUGCCCUCGCGGCCGAGGAGGAUAAAAGGAGAGAAGCACUUUCGCGUCAGGCCGCAGAGGCCGGGGAGACGGAAUGGGUGCUCGACUACGAUGCCGGAGCGCAGGUUUCUGUGCAGCCGAUGGUGGUCGCGGCGGAUUCGCUCGAUGCCGACGAUGAAGACAUGGUGCUCGGUGGUCGACAGGCCUACGGGAAUUUUAAGCGGAAGAAGAAGACAACUGAGACGCCACAGAGAGCGAAUGAGGAAUCCGAUUCGGAUGAAGAAGGUUCAGAAGAAGAUGAGGACGACGUCGAGUCCAUGAUCAACAAAGCAAAGACAAAGACAUCCAGCAAGAAGGAAAAGAGCAAGCCCCAGCCCAGGAGGGUUAAAUUGUCGCAACUCUCGAGUAUAUCGGGCGGGCGGCACGGGUCAGUCGGGGGUGGUAAAUCGCAGAAGAAACGAAAGCACAAAUAA
Molecule: messenger RNA, 651 nt
Organism: Aspergillus terreus NIH2624
Lineage: Eukaryota; Fungi; Ascomycota; Eurotiomycetes; Eurotiales; Aspergillaceae
Exons: 3
Coding region: 1-651 (216 amino acids)
Source: RefSeq, a predicted model, not a curated record